AAUACUACGCAUAUAUCACAAAAAUAUCGAACAAUCCUUCUUCGAUAAUUAUAUUCCUUCAAAGAUCUAAUCUUCAUAGAUUCAAUCAACCCUAUUUUUGGGUAACGUUAAUUCAUUCCAAUUCCCUCAAAAAAUCCUUUUUUUUUUUUUGUAUAUAUAUAAUUUUGGGUUUUGGGAUCAGUGAAAAAUGGAGAAAGUGAUGAACAUUUUGAAACCGAAACCAAAUCCGCAACAGUUAUUAAGAGAUUGGCAACGUAAGCUUCGACAAGAGUGUCGAAACAUUGAACGACAAAUUCGUGAUAUUCAGAGAGAAGAAAAAAAUGUGCAGAAAGCUAUUAAAGAAGCUGCUAAGAGGAAUGACAUUGGCUCUGCAAAGGCACUCGCUACAGAACUUGUGAGAUCUAGGAAAACAGUGAACCGUCUGUAUGAAAAUAAGGCACAACUGAACUCAAUAUCAAUGCACCUUGGAGAAAGUGUUGCAAUUGCUCGUACUGUGGGACAUCUAUCAAAGAGUGCCGAGGUUAUGAAGCUUGUCAAUAACCUCAUGAAGGCUCCUGAAAUGGCUGUUGCUAUGCAAGAGUUCAGCAAAGAAAUGACCAAGGCAGGAGUAAUUGAGGAGAUAGUAAACGAUGCUGUUGACUCAGCAUUAGAUUCUGAGGACAUAGAAGAUGAAAUAGAUGAAGAAGUUGAUAAAGUCUUAACUGAAUUAGCCGGUGAGACAGCCGCACAACUUCCUGAAGCUGUGAGGAAACAAAAGGUGAAGCAACCUGCUCAAAGUGCUGCAGAGGAGGAAGAUGCUAUAGCCGAGGGUGUUGAUGACGAAGAGGAAAUGGAAGAAAUUAGGGCCAGACUCGCUAAAGUCAGGUCAUAAACGAGUUUCUAAAAAGGUCACUUUAAAAACAUAUGACAGCGAGACGUAGAUUUAAAUUUAAAUUUCGCACUGUCAUAAAAAGUUAUACUUUCUGGUCUUGCAAUGCAGCCUCUACAUUGUGCCCUGAUAUAUAUUAUAAGAGUUGUUGACAUCUUUGUAUCCCAUUUGUAAUAUUAGUAUUGGAAAAGGUGACUUAUAUUACCAAUCGCAACAUAGCUAAUAUGUAAAUUACACGAAAUUCUUCAAAGUAUAUCAUGCUAUAGAGUUUUCAAGUUUAUAA
Messenger RNA from Medicago truncatula (barrel medic), 1151 nucleotides. Its product is annotated as vacuolar protein sorting-associated protein 24 homolog 1. The coding region runs from base 188 to 871 and encodes 227 amino acids. Gene Ontology annotation, biological process: vacuolar transport. The record is from RefSeq and is a predicted model, not a curated record. Lineage: Eukaryota; Viridiplantae; Streptophyta; Magnoliopsida; Fabales; Fabaceae. The transcript has 6 exons.